Molecule: messenger RNA, 887 nt
Organism: Saccoglossus kowalevskii
Lineage: Eukaryota; Metazoa; Hemichordata; Enteropneusta; Harrimaniidae
Product: cytochrome c oxidase subunit FA4-like
Cellular component (GO): respiratory chain complex IV
Source: RefSeq, a predicted model, not a curated record
CAUCUCUGCAACAAUCCGCCAUAUUGGGAUUGCGUUGCCAGUUGUCUCUUCUAACUUGUGUAGUUAAAGAAAAGUACACUUUUUCUCUUCGCAAUUUGGUCAGUAUGAUUGGCUUAAGCAUAAAAUCACUCAGGCGACACACUGCCCUGAUUCCACUGCUGGGCUGUGUAGGCUUGGGUGUUGUAGGUGCUACUUUGUACUUGGCAAGAUUGGCGUUUACUGAUCCUGAUGCAGUAUGGGACAAGAAGAAUAACCCACACCCCUGGAAGAAGAUCAAGCCCAAUGAAAAUAUUAAGUUCUACUCAGCUGGCAAAAUUGAUUAUGAAAGCAAAGAAAAGAUUCAUCCUGAAAUUGACGAGAAAAAAUAAAGUAGCUAUCAAGAAGAAUGUUUUAAUGCUGAAAUCUGCACCUCGUUUUUUGUUGUAAUGAAAACUUAGGCUUAGUACAACAUUUAUUUCUAUUACAAGAAGUUUGAGUCUAGUUUAUAUUUCUAUUCACAUCAGUGUUUAACAACAAGCCAUAAUGCAAUCUUGUCAAAUUGAAAAUACAAAUUGUUCAUAACAUUAAUUUCAAAAGUACGUGUCAAAUCAUGUGAUUAAUUGAAUGUCAUGGCCAGUUACAGCAAGAACUACAGGGUUUAUAGGAAUUCCAGGGUAGUUUGCACUCAAAUUAUAUUCAACACUGUCAAUUUAUUUUGGAUACAAUAAACACACCGCAUUUGUAUGAAUAUGCAACAUGUAGGUUUAAUGUUCGUAUAUGCAUGUUUUUCACUCUGAUUAUACUGAUUGACAAUACUAGCUUGUGUGUAAAUUUGAGGUUGUCAGGGAAAAUCACUAAAUGCUGCACAUUUCAUUUUUUGAAAUAAAUAAAACUUGGGGAUUUAAUUU